CUUGCAACAUUUCAUACAUUUAUGUGACGUCAUUAUGGCCUGGUUGGGUUAGGUUUGCUUGGAAAUUUUUGUUAAAAAUCUUGUAUUUUAGUGUAAUAUAUGUUGUGCUACUUAUUUUAGAUUAGUAAUAUAAAUACCUCAUAGAGUAGCAGUAAUCCUGGUGCCAAGAAGUGUUUGUUUCGGCGACAUUCUCUGGCGAAAAUGAAUCGCCAUGAAGGAGUCAGCUGUGAUUCUUGUUUGAAAAAUAACUUCAGAGGACGACGAUACAAAUGUUUGAUUUGCAUCGACUACGACUUGUGCGCUGCAUGCUAUGAGUCUGGCGCUACCACAAACCAACAUACAACAGAGCAUCCUAUGCAGUGUAUUCUUUCUAGAAGUGAUUUUGAUUUGUAUUAUGGAGGUGAAGCAUUGGCCCUUGAGCAGCCUCAAGCGUACACUUGCCCAUACUGCAACCGCAUGGGGUUCACGGACACCGCCCUCAUGGAACACGUCACUGCAGAGCAUGCUGAUACCACGUUAGCUGUGGUCUGUCCAGUGUGUGCAUCAAUGCCUGGUGGAGAACCUAAUUUUGUAACUGAUGACUUUGCUGGUCAUCUCACACUUGAGCACAGGACUGGACCUAGAGAUCUCAUCUCAUUUCUGGACGAACCCAGUGGCAUCAGACACGGUGGCGUGCGCCGCGUGCCGCAGUCGGGCCGCGGCGUCGGCCGCGCGCGCCGGACUAAUAUGCAGUUUAGCACGGGCGGCGGCAUAUCGUCGCUGUCGCCGUCGUCGCGGGAUGCGGUGGUGGACCCGAUCGCCGAGCUGCUGUCGCAGCUGUCGGGCGUGCGGCGCGGCGCCGGCCAGCCCGGCACGCCCAGCCAGCUGCAGCAGCUGCAGAUGCAGCUUCAGCUGGAGCGGCAACAGGCCUCGGCGACGCGGCAGCAGCUGGAGCGGCUGCCGCGGCGCGCGGGCGCGUCGGGCGGCGCGGGGCCGGCGCCCGCGCACGCGCCGCAGCCGCAGCCGCAGCCCGCCGCGCCCGCGCCCCAGCCCGACGCCAGCGACUCGCAGUUCCUGCUGUCCGGAUUCUUAGGAGCAUCGAAUACCCCCGCGGCCGCGGAGACGGAGUCCCGGGUGGCGCUGCUCCGGGGCCUGAUGCUGGCGUCGCUGGGCCGGCCGCCGCCGCUGGCGCGCGCCCCGCCGCCCGCGCCCCGCGCGCCGCCCGUGCCCGCGCGGUACGCGCGCCGCCCGCGCUUGACAGCUAGCGCGCUCCUGCGCUGGCCGCCUCCGACCGGUGCGCCGCCGACCGCGCGUCCGUCGUCCUCUGACAGCUGGCGCGCCGCGCCGAUGCGCCAACAGGCAACGGCGCGUCGCUGCGCGGGCGUCAGCCUUUGA
This is a messenger RNA of Ostrinia furnacalis (Asian corn borer), 1374 nucleotides long. It is a transcript of the gene Kcmf1, whose product is annotated as Potassium channel modulatory factor 1. Lineage: Eukaryota; Metazoa; Arthropoda; Insecta; Lepidoptera; Crambidae. Bases 202 to 1374 code for a protein of 390 amino acids. Gene Ontology annotation, cellular component: plasma membrane. Gene Ontology annotation, biological process: synaptic signaling. The transcript is spliced from 9 exons. Gene Ontology annotation, molecular function: zinc ion binding. The record is from RefSeq and is a predicted model, not a curated record.